This is a messenger RNA of Striga asiatica, 573 nucleotides long. NCBI's taxonomy places the organism in Eukaryota, Viridiplantae, Streptophyta, Magnoliopsida, Lamiales, Orobanchaceae. The record is from the annotation of a GenBank genome assembly.
AUGGAUGUGGAAGCCCUAACCCCAGAGAAUCUGUGCUUGACUAUUGCCAACAAUCAGGAGCCCAAUCGCAAAGCCACCUCAACAACCAAAACUUGGAAGAGACAGCCAAAGGCAGAGGGUAGGCUGUCAAGGCAACAAGGUAUUGUCCUCAAACAAGAUGAAUCUGUUGAAGUCAAGAAAAGGAAAGAUGGCAUUAACACCAGAAUUCUUAAAGACCCCUGGAUACAGAAGCUGAAAAGCAGAAAACCUCACUUCAAAAAUGAAAGUCUGCAGCAUCCCACAAUGGUCUCUGAGCUACUUGAAGAGGGGGGGAGAAGCUGGAAUAUUGAACUCCUAAAGGAGCUUUUUGAUGACUCAAUUAAGCACGGAUUAGCCGGAACCCUGGUUCCCCAGCCAGAGACAUUUUCGGUGGCAGGUCCUUCUGGCUCCAGUAGUGGCUCGGGCGGGCCCGAACCAAAGGGGCUCAAGCAGAACUUCAACCCCGACGAAACGCCCUUCGCGUGCGCCGCUGCCUUUCUUUCGCCCUAUCGCGCCUGCGCCGACAUCCUCUGUGGGAUCUACCUUCAGCGUUAG